Messenger RNA from Tetrahymena thermophila SB210, 1263 nucleotides. RefSeq lists its product as hypothetical. Lineage: Eukaryota; Ciliophora; Oligohymenophorea; Hymenostomatida; Tetrahymenidae. The record is from RefSeq and is a predicted model, not a curated record. The transcript is spliced from 3 exons.
AUGAAUAGGUAUAGACAACCAACUCUGAUUACACAAAUUAAGUGUUAAGAGCCAACACAUGAAAAUAACACAAUACAGUUUAUUUGUCUCUAAGAAAGCUGUAAAAGUAGAAGAUUCUAUUGCUCAAAAUGUGCUUUAAAGCACUCUUCGGAGCAUGGAAGUUUUCUUGUUAGCUUAGAAGAUAUAAUUAGCAAUAAAGACCCUUCACAAAUUGAGAACUAUCCAGCAUUUGCAGAAGAGAGGAAAGUUAAAAAAUGUUUAACUUAGCAAGCUCUGAUUUCAUAGCAAACUUCCACCAUACAUGAAAUUAUUUAAAAUCUAAUGGGCAGCUUAAAAUAAGAUAUUUUGUUUUAAAUUGACGAAAUAUAAAAAGAACUUGAGUCUUUCUUUAAGAAGGAAUAAUUCAACACAUAAAAAUCUAUUAGCGAAUUCUAAUAUACACAAUCACAAACAUUUUCAAUAGAUGAGUUGCGCGAUUAUAUCGAAUAAUAUGUAAAAGACAAUGAUGAUUACAAAUUCAAUACAAGAUUGUUAAUAUGGCUCACAUAAUCGCAAAAAAACUAAUAAGAUAUAAGGCAAUCUUCAUAAAAGAAUUUAAAUUAGGAAAUGAUCCCUUCAAUAAUUUAACAACAUCAUGAAUUCAUUAAUUUAGAAAUCAAAAAGAUGAGGGAUAAUUUAGUUUCUUAUAUAAGAAGGGAUUCUGUGUUACCUGCUCAUUUAGUGUGGGGCUUUAAAAAGAGCAAGUUCGAAAAUUCAUAAAACUUGAUUGAAAAAAUGAUUGGGGUAACUUUUGAAGGGUGUGGUAACGGUGAUCAAAGCUUAUUGUCUACAAAUACUUUUGAAUUUGGUAGACAUGAAUUCGAAAUACAAUUUGAUAAAAUUGGAUUCUAACCUUAAUGCCACUUAAUUAUUGGAUUAGUUAAAGAUUAAGAAGGAUAAAAAAUUUUUGAUUAGGCAAAUCCGUACAGCUGCAUCUUCUGUGACAGAACAAGCUGCCAAAUGAGGAAAAUAAAUUCAAUAGAAAGAAAAUUCGUAAUGGAAUAUAACAGUAAUUAGCCUUAGCAGAAUAACAAUAACAUAAUAAAAGUUGUUUUAGAUUUCGACAAAGAUACUUUUUAUUUUACUGAUGAAAAAAACAUGAUGACUUCUCUUUGGACUUCGAUUAAAGGACAAAGAUGGAGGUUCUAAGUUACAUUUAAAACAGAAUUUGCAUUUUCUGGGCCUUCCCCUUGCCAUUAAAUUACUCUAUUAAGUUCUUCUUGA